AUGGCUAUCGAAAGUGUUGGUGGAUCCGUUAUAUCUAAGAUAACAGAACUCUCGGUGGAACCAGCAAUAAGGCAAUUCCGUUAUAUGUUCUGUUUCAACAAUUUUCUUCAAGAAUUCAAUGAACAAAAGCAGAACCUGACAUUGGCACUAGAUCGUCUGCAAAAUGCUGCCAAAGUUGCUGAAAGGAAUUCUGAAGAAAUCGAGAAAGAUGUCAACAAGUGGCUGGAAGAUGCAAACAAAGAAAUUGAAGAUGUGAAGCGUUUCGAAGAUGAAAUAGGAAAAAAUGGCAAAUGCUUUACUUGGUGUCCGUAUUGGAUGCGACAAUACAAGCUAAGCAAGGCAUUGGCAAAGAAGAAAGAGACUUUCAGUAAACUCGAAGAGAAAAGCAAAAAUUUUCCAACGUUGUCCCACAAAGCUCCUCUUCCAGAUAUAGAAUUUCUUCCAAGAAAGGAUUUUACACCUUCAGAAUCGUCAAAAGAAGCUUUCAAACAGAUUAUGGAAGCGCUCAAAGGCAACAACAUCAAUAUGAUCGGACUGUACGGAAUGGGAGGGGUGGGUAAAACCACCCUGGUGAAAGAAGCAGGCAGGAGAGUCAAAGAAUUGCAGCUUUUUGAUCAAGUUUUGAUGGUAGCAGUGUCCCAGCAUCCAAAUGUCACCAACAUUCAGGAUCAAAUGGCAGAUAGUCUGGGUCUGAAGUUUGAACAACAGAGCACAGAAGGGAGAGCAAAACAAGUAUGGCAAAGAUUACAGAAAGAGAAGAAGAUGCUUAUCAUCCUAGAUGAUGUUUGGACACAUAUUGACUUACGAGAGAUAGGGAUCGCAUAUGGAGAUGAUCACAUGGGUUGUAAAAUUCUUCUAACAACACGUCUUCAAACCGUAUGUUCUUCUAUGAAAUGCCAGCCAAAGGUGUUUUUAAGAGAGUUGUCUCAAAAUGAAGCAUGGGCUUUAUUCAAAACGAAAGCAGGUUUACGUGAUGAUAACUCUGCAUUGAACAAAGUGGCAAAGGAGGUUGCGAGAGAAUGCAAAGGCUUGCCUAUAGCACUCGUGACAGUGGGAAGGGCUCUCAGAGAUCAGCCUAAAUUUCAGUGGGAAGCAGCAUAUAAACAGCUCAAAAACUCUCAAUUGCUGAUGGAACAAGUUGACGAACAAGAAAAUGCAUAUGCAUGUCUUAAGUUGAGUUAUGAUUAUUUAAAGCUCAAGGAAACCAAGCUAUGUUUCUUACUAUGUUGUUUAUUUCCAGAAGAUUACGACAUUCCAAUUGAGGACUUGACGAGAUAUGGAGUUGUCUGUGGGCUACAUCGAGAUGCGGAGUCCAUUGAAGAUGCAAGGAAAAAAGUGUGUGUGGCUGUUAAAAACCUCAAGGAUUGUUGUAUGCUUUUGGGCACUGAAAUUGAAGAAUGUGUGAAAAUGCAUGACUUGGUUCGUGAUGUUGCUAUUCAAAUAGCAUCAUCAUCAAAUGAAUUUGAUUUCGUACUAAAGACUGGCACUGGGUUAAAGGAGUGGCCUGGGAGUUUUGAAAGCUUUGAAGAUUGCACAACUAUUUCGUUAAUGGGCAAUACACUGACAGAACUUCGUGAAGGACUGGUAUGUCCACAGCUCAAAGUUUUGUUAUUAGAAUUGGAUGAUUGCAUGGAUGUUCCAUGUAAGUUUUUUGAAGGGAUGAAAGCAUUGGAAGUUUUGUCUCUACAGGGAGGGUGUUUGUCAUUGGAAUCACUUGAAUGCUCAACGAACCUUCAAUCCCUGCAGUUUAUUGAGUGUGAAUGCGUGGACCUCAUUUCAUUGAGAAAGCUGCAAAGACUUAAGAUUCUUGGUUUUCUGAGCUGUGACACGAUUGAAGAAUUGCCUGAAGAAAUAGGGGAGCUCGAGAACUUAAGGUUGUUGGAUUUGAGAGGUUGUACGAUGCUAGAAAGGAUUCCUGUGAACUUGAUUGGAAGGUUGAAGAAGUUAGAAGAACUGUUGAUUGGGAAUGACAGCUUUAUGGAAUGGGGUGGGACAAGCAGUGAAGGAAUGAAUGCAAGCCUAACAGAACUAAAUUCAUUGUCUCAUCUUUCGGUAUUAUCGUUGAGGAUACCAGAGACUGAAUGCAUUCCCAGAGAUUUUGUUUUCCCCAAGUUGCUUAACUAUGAAAUCGUAAUAGGAUGGGAUAUAUGUUUAAGGUAUCCAACCUCGACAAGAUUGACUUUCGGUAAUAUCAGCGCCACAUCCCUAGAUGCAAAGACAUUUGAGCAGUUGUUCCCUAGUGUAUCUCAAUUUGAAUUGACGAGUGUGAAAGGCUUAAAAAAUAUAAUAUGGUCCACGCAUGAGCAGCAACAGGGGUUCUUACGGCAGUUAGAAUGUGUUGAUGUAAGUGAUUGUGGUGAUAUGUGUACUCUGUUUCCAGCAAAAUUGUGGCGACCUUUGAAAAAUCUAAGGAGUGUGCGUAUUCGACAGUGCGACAAAUUGGAAGAGGUAUUUGUAUUGGGUGAGGUUGAUCAAGUAAGCGAUGAGGAGAAGGUGCUGCUGCUGUCAUCUUUAACGGAGUUAGUAUUGGAAGAGUUACCUACUCUGCAGUGUAUAUGGAAGGGGCCUACCCGACAUGUAAGCCUCCAAAGUCUUAUUAAGCUGACAUUGAGGCAUCUCUUCAAACUCAAAUUCAUCUUCACACCGUCCCUGGCUCAGUGUCUACCACAACUAGAAACACUUCAGAUAGAAGAUUGUGGUGCAUUGGAGCAUAUUAUCACAAGUAAGGAUGAUAAUUAUGAGGGGGAAAUAAUUCCAGACUCUAUUUGCUUCCCAAAACUAAAAACACUCUCCAUAAGCUGGUGUGGGAAACUGGAAUAUGUCUUUCCUGUGUCUAUGGCUCGAAGGCUUCUGAACCUGGAAGAGAUACAGAUUGAAGGUGGCUCUAAAUUAAAGCAAAUAUUUGGCAGUGGAGAAGGAGAAGAUGUACCCACAACAGAUGGAGAUGGCAUCAUCGUGUUUCCUCAACUAAGAAAGUUGGAGCUUUCUAGAUCAAAUCUCAACUUUUUUGGUUCAAACAAUUUUGCUGCCGAAUUGCCUUCUUUGCAAGAUCUACAAAUUGAGGGCCACAAGCAAUUGGAAUGUUUAUUGUUUGCUAAGCCAGAGGGCUUAACAAAUUUGAGAAAUUUAAUUAUUAAAGAUUGUGAAGGAGUAGAAGAGCUAAUGCAGGUUAGAAGUUUUGUCACUAAUAGAACAGGUGGGCGUGAACUUUCACUCUUGAGUUUGGAAACAUUAAAGUUGAGCUCUCUGCCUGACUUGAGGAGUAUAUGCAAGGGUCUCGGACUGAAAAAUUUGACUACUUUGGAGGUGAUUAAUUGUAAGGGACUGAGACAUUUAUUCCCAUCCAGCAUGAUUGCCAGUCUGCUUCAACUGAAAGUUCUAAAGAUAUCAGGGUGUGAGGAAUUGGAGGAAAUCAUUGCCAAGGAUGAUGAUGACAAGGAUGAGAUAUUGUCAGAAACUCAUCUCCAAUCUUUAUGCUUCCCCAGUUUGUGUCAAAUUGAGGUCAGAGAAUGCGACAAGUUGAAGAGUCUCUUUCCAGUCAUCACCGCGGCAGGAUUUCCACAACUAAAAUGUCUCAAAGUAAGAGACGCUCCUCAAUUGACGAAAGUAUUUGGAAAGGAUGAUAAAGCCUCAUAUGUCAAUGUUGAGAAAGAGAUUGUGGUCCCUAAUCUGCUGGAGUUGUCGCUAAAAAAUUUACCAAGCAUCGUCUGUUUCGGCCUUGGAUGUAAAAAUUUCUUAUUCCCACGUCUUGAAGAGUGUGUGGUGGGAAAUUGUCCUAAGAUGGCAACACAAUUCACUCUUACGCAAAAUGGUUCAGUGAGUGCUCAAUCAGAGGUUCCGCUCUUUGAGUUUAUUUUUGGCCAAUCUCUCCUAUCUUCAGUCCCAAUUUUUGUUUCUUGGUAUCUCAGGUUGCUGAGGCUUCAAGCAGUAGUUGUCCCAUGCCAAGCAGCACUUACAAAGUGUGGACGAGAUAUGGUGGGUGGAAAGAACAAGAUUCUGAUCGUGGGAGCUAGUGGUGGAUGUGACACUGAAUCGGAUGAUUACUCUUGCCAUCAGAGUUUAAAAAAUAUGCUAAUAGUUGAUUACAGCCCAAAAGUUGGUUCUGAUCCUGCUCAUAACUUUCAAUUGGUGGAAAUAAUAUCAAUUAAUUGUUCCAUUUGCAAUGGGAUACAGUUUGGCUUCGCAUUGUGA
Molecule: messenger RNA, 4191 nt
Organism: Dovyalis caffra
Lineage: Eukaryota; Viridiplantae; Streptophyta; Magnoliopsida; Malpighiales; Salicaceae
Source: the annotation of a GenBank genome assembly